GUUUCAUGUCGAAUAAACAGGAUAUUUAUAGGCAAAGAAUGUAACAUUCAGUUAGCUCACUGUUUGAUCAAUAACGUGGGUUCAGCUUUCCAAAAGAGCGACUCAUAGUUUGAUUGGAAGGAGGCUCAUCAAAAUGAAGAGGACUAAUGAUAUUGACAGCAUUAAAUCUGAACUGGAGCAAGAGAAAAAGUACAGGGACUCUAUGGUGAACAGCAAUAGAGAACUAGAAGCAAAUAUACACAGAAUGGAGAAAGAAUUACAAAGGUUGAAAAAAGAAGACCCAUCGUCAAUUCAAGUUUUGAAUUCAUCACACUCUACAGUAACCCAAGAGGGAUUUCAGGCAUUCCAAGCUCAACUCAAUGCCAACAUGAAACUAGAAAAGGACAUAGCUCUUGAACGUGAGCGAUUGAGAAUUCUGACUGAUUCAGAAACAGAUAUUACAGAGCUGAACUUGGACGGACUUACUCAGGCUGAGUUGAUACGUGUGGUGAAGCAACUGGAGAGAAUGAAAACUGAUCUACAGAGCAGUUUAAGGGACACAGAACAUAAUUUGGAUUCGCAAGCAAGGGAAUACUUCCGUUUGAAUGAAACAAGGCGUCUUUAUCAAGCAGAACUCGAUCUAAGACAAAAAAGCAAAGGAGGGAGGAAAUUUCCACGUUCAUCUGAAAGUAUGACUCAACUUUCAUCAUCCUAAGUCUUUCACCACCAUAAACUUGGAGUCUCAAGGGAUGAUAAUUUUAUUGUUGAAAAUUGGAAUCUUUCAAUUCAAUCUAUAGCCAACAAUUUUUCAACAUGAAAAUAUUAUAUCAUACAAAUAGAGGAAUGUUACGUGCUACUGUUUAUUGAAUCUAUUAUAGAGCUGAAAUGUAAACGUAAAGAUUUUAUAUUUUUUAUAUCUGUACUUAUUUUCAAGUUUAUUUUUCAAUUAAAUAAUGUAUAUCAAGAUAAAAUGGAGAAGAAACUCAGAUAAUAACUAGAUAGGAAGAGCAUGCAUGCGUGUUCUAAAAAUUAUUCUGUGCCUUGGAAUUUGAAUAUGAUGUUAGAAAAUGGAAAUAUGCUAUUUCUUGUAAUUGGGAUUUGGAAGUCUUCUACUACAAUAAAAUAAAAAUUAAGUAAUUGAUACCUAUAUUUUAUCUAUGCUACUACUUAAUCUUAUACAUUACAAUAUAAUGACUUCAAUUGAUGACAGCUGAGGUCUCUAUAAAUUACCAUAUAAAGUGUAAAA
Molecule: messenger RNA, 1225 nt
Organism: Nilaparvata lugens (brown planthopper)
Lineage: Eukaryota; Metazoa; Arthropoda; Insecta; Hemiptera; Delphacidae
Product: myosin-3-like
Exons: 6
Coding region: 134-694 (186 amino acids)
Source: RefSeq, a predicted model, not a curated record